CCCCCCACUUGAUGGGGAGACCCGAGUAACUUAGAAGUUGCCGGUUGUUUGAGCGGUGAGCAUCGUCGUAUAGAAAAUGUGUAAUUCUCUCAAAACACGAUUCCUAUCACGUGGUUACUGUAGGCUUUGGAGAUAGGGAGUCGGAGUUUAAGAUACUGUUGGAAAGUAUCUGUUGUUGGAUAAGUUUCAGCGAUUAUUUCAGUUGUGAUAACGGGACAACAAUAUUGUGGUUCAUGGAUUGUAAGAGGAAGACUUUAUAAUGAAUUGAGUUGUGAUUCAGAGACGAACAAAUAAUUGUUUACCAGCUUAGGGGUGUAUCGAGUUGUAAAUAAAAAGGAGCAUGGUAGAAACACCGACGCCGAGCCUAGUGCGACUGCGCGUGGUGCAGAAACAGGUGCUAUUUGAGCGCAGGGUGCUGUUUGCCUGCACGGUGCUUGUCGGCCUGAGCCUCCUCACCUGGCUUGUGGCCAUCUCCACCGACUACUGGUUCUACGUGGAGGGGGGCCACCACGGCAUCUAUGUCAACGAGACCAAGCGCUACUUCCUCUCCAGCAAUAGCGGCCUCUGGAGGAUUUGCAGGAAUGCCUUAGGCAAUUCAACAGCAACGAAAGCGGUUACAGAAGUAGUCAACAACACUGGCGGUUAUGUUGAAACGCAAGAAAUCCUCAAUGUUUCUUCGUCUACUGGAUUGAAACUCGCCAAAUUCAGAAGAUGUCGAAUGCAUGAAGCAUUUCCUAGUGAGCAACAUAUUAAAAACAACCCAAUGCUGGACAAAUACAUCCUUCAUUACACAAGGACAGAAAUGAUGUUUUCGCUGAUUAGUCUGAUGGUGAUGAUCAUGGGAUUUCUUUUUUCGAUCUACACGUUCAGGAAUCCCCGAUACACGUUCAAAAGGCUGGCGGGGGCAAUACAUCUCAUAUCAUGUCUGUCAAUCAUGGUAGUGAUAGAGGUACUGAUGAGCUCGAUCGACUACGAGCGCCAGAACCUUAGAGUGGUGCAUCCGCCCGGAGCGACUCACUCCUACGGCUUCUCUUACUAUCUAGCAUGCAUCGUAUUCGCCGUCAACCUGGUGGCCGGCAUCUCCUUCUUCUGGUACUCCAAGAAGCGGAAAGGCAACAAGGCGCCCAACGACGAGCUGGCAAUGGCUGACGAGCCAACUAUCAUGGGACGGUAAACUCGAAAAUGCAAGCGAAAACUUUGGCAUUUGAACCUCAUGACCUCAUGAGCUAGCAAUAAUAAUGGGCCCUCUUGAAACUGAGAACUAAGAGACGAUAACAAUAAGUUAAUAAUUUCUAGUACCAACCAUUAAGGGCUCCCUUGAAACCUUAUGAACUGAGAACUAUAAGACGUUAACAAUAAGAUUAUCAUUUCUAUUACCUACCAACAAUCAUGGACCCACUUUAAACCUUACGAACUGAUAACUAUGAGACGAUAACAAUAAGUUGAUAGUUUCCAGUACCAACGAUAAUAAUUUAUGAAUCCUCUUAAAACCUUAUCAACUGAGAACUGUGAGAAAGCAAAAUAAAAUCAUAACUUAUUUUAAAUCACUUUAAAAACAUGCACCGAUAACCAGUCUGAGAUGGUGAACAUGAAAAUCUAAUACUGUAAUGGACUUUGGAAUUGAAAUCCGUUAAACAACAAAUUAGGAAAGUAAAAUAGGAUAAUAAUGAUACUUCUCAAGAGAUUGAGAGCCUAUAGCCAGUAUGGGAUGAUGAAAAUAAUGUGGAUUUCGGUUUCCCUUUUGAACCUUGUAAUUGAAACCUUAUGAGAUUAGAAUUGUGGAGCAGUAAAAACGAAAUUUGAAUUUCUUCGAACGCUUUGAAAUAACAAAAAUCAUGUUUUUAGUGUAGACAGAAUAUUAUGGGGUGGAGAGAAGUAAAUUUGGAAUUAGAAUUUCUAGGACGGGAUGAAAUUUUCGGGAUUGUGAAAUUGAGGGAAAACACUACUUGUGAAAUUGGGGGAAAACUAUACUUCUGAACUCUUUGAACACAUGUAAUUAGAGAAGAUGAAAAACUAUGAACCUGUUUGGGUUUAUUCGCAACUUGUUAAACCUGUCAAUGGGUAAGAUGAGAGAUAAGUUUUCCAAGUUGAUUUGGAACUUGACUUUAACUAAUUUUUUGAAAUUUGUGAUAUCGAAGGUGCAACAAUUUUUUGCGUUAUAAUCUUUCGAAACCUUACAAUUUGUGAUUAGUACAGUGAAUCAUUUUGAGCUUUGAAAAUAUUUUACAAUUUGAAAAGUCGAGAGAAAUUAAUUUUUUGGGCCCUUCAAAGGAAUGACAUUUGUUGAAGUUAAAUAUUAGUUAUUUAGUUUGUAAUAUUUUUAUAAGAAAUCACGUUUAUUAGUAAUGAGAAUUAUUCAAUCAGUAAAUUGAAUCAAGCUAUUAUCUGUUCUUUAAUAUUAUUUUUAAUUAUAUAGCAGCUGAAUUUGGAUUCAAUAGAUAGGCUAUACAAUUUCAUCAUUGUAAAAUUUUGACGUUUAUUCUAAAAUUGGUUAAUUGAAACUUCAUCCCGUUCAAAUUUGAUCUUACAUUUCCAAUAAUUGAUAUAUCUAUAAUACAUUUAUUUAACACUGAUUGGAGCUAUAUUUCCGUUCACUAUUCAAUAAAGUAUACGAUUCUUUCAUGAAUGAUUUUAGACAACAUUAUUUGUCAUGUUUUAUUUGCGAUGAUACUGAGAAAAAUCUGUUGUGUACGUUAAAUUAUAAAGACGAUGAUAAUUAUUAUGAUUAGUGAUUAUAUUGGAGAGAAUAUUACUGGAAAUAAGCUUAAUACUUUUAAUCUUUGGAACUGACCAAGAAAAUUGUGAAUACAUGCUAUUACUAUAAUAGAUAUCGAACAAUAUUGUGGAUUAACGACUCUUGAAUGAGUAUAUAACUAGUGCAAAACAAUAUUAUGAAACUAAACUGUAUAACUACAACUUCUAUUACCUCAUAAUAUUUCAACUGUAAUAUUUAUGCAUGGAUUCUAUCUAAAUAAAAAUAUUGUACAAUACCUUGUUGCAUUGUUCGAAUCUGACUCAAGAAAGACAUUAGUUUAUAAUAUUGAUGAAAAAUGUAAGUAAUCUAAUGUUAAAUAUUGGGACCUCUAAGUGUACAUGAAUCUGGUGUGUUUGUAUUAUUUUAAGUUGUUGAUUUUAUUAAUAAAUACUUUGGAAGUAUA
Messenger RNA from Nilaparvata lugens (brown planthopper), 3158 nucleotides. RefSeq lists its product as uncharacterized. Bases 341 to 1174 code for a protein of 277 amino acids. NCBI's taxonomy places the organism in Eukaryota, Metazoa, Arthropoda, Insecta, Hemiptera, Delphacidae. Gene Ontology annotation, cellular component: plasma membrane. The record is from RefSeq and is a predicted model, not a curated record. The transcript has 6 exons.